CUAAUUGGAACAGCUGAUUUUACGCUUGCGCGAAAGAACUUCUCCGUCUGACAAGUCAGAAGAGAUUUCGUUGACCAGAUGAUUUCAAUAACAGAUCAAAUAAUUUCGGAAUUCGCGCGAAUUCAAUGACAAGCUUAGAUAAGCUUCGAUUCUUACACGCGUAUCGACAUAUUAAAAAAAAAAGGAACGAAAAGUGAAAGUGAAAAAAUAUUAAAGUAAUAUAAUUAUACUGAAAUAAUUAUGGUGAAAAGUUGUUGCGUCGUAAGUUGCAAGAAUACUUGGCAGCCAAAUAGCAGCAUAACCUAUCACAAAUUUCCUGUGAAAGACGAGGCAAGGUUUGCACAAUGGAUGUUAAUCAAUGAAUUACGAGACAUAAAAGUGACACCUGCAAAACGCAUUUGUAGUGCACAUUUUACCACAAAGUCUUUUGAAGAACACUGUGUGGUAAAAAGAUUAAAAAAAGAUGCAAUUCCUUCUAUUUUUGGAAACACUAUUCAUCAGAUGGAUAUUUCUGAAGAAGCAGAGGAUGUGUUAGAAGAAGUUUGUAUAGAUAACAUAUGUGAAAAACAAAUAAAUCUAUUGGAUAAGAGUAUGAGCACAGAAAGAAGUAUGCAUGUUUCUGUUCAGACAUCAUGUACAUAUUUUGAGGAUCGCAAAAAUUUAUUGUACUUGCGGAAUAAAGUAAAAAUACUGAAACAACAAUUGAGGCGAAGAAAUUUAAGGAUUGCCAGUAUGCAGAAAAUUAUUCAUCAUUUGACUGAUAAGACUGAUAAGACUUUGAAUAAAAAAGAGAUACAUAAGGUCUCAAAAACUGAUCUCUGUUAAUGGAAGGAACACAGUUAUUGUUUUCGGAUUACAUGAGGAUUCUGUACUUCGUAGAAAGAUAAAUAUUAAGAAAUAUUAUUUUUUGAAUAGUGAGCAA
Nylanderia fulva is the source of this 922-nucleotide messenger RNA. Its product is annotated as THAP domain-containing protein 1-like. The record is from RefSeq and is a predicted model, not a curated record. Gene Ontology annotation, cellular component: nucleus. Gene Ontology annotation, biological process: regulation of transcription by RNA polymerase II. Gene Ontology annotation, molecular function: RNA polymerase II cis-regulatory region sequence-specific DNA binding; DNA-binding transcription factor activity. NCBI's taxonomy places the organism in Eukaryota, Metazoa, Arthropoda, Insecta, Hymenoptera, Formicidae.